CAUUUAUUAUACACGGAAUUAAAGGUGCGUAUGAUGUUUUUAUGAGAUGAAUUAAAGAAAGUUGAAGUCGUUAUCAGUUCAAGCGGUGGAAAUGUCAGAAAGAUAAUGAAUUUCAUAUUCAAUUAUUUUAAAUUCAAAAAAGAAUCACAACAGCAAAAUGGUGCUAAGAUAUCAAACAAACAUGGCAUGGAGUAUUACAAAAUCGGAAAAUACGAAAAAGCUAAGAAAUGUUUUAAGAAAUGUCUCGAAAUUCAAAAAACUUUACUAGGUCCUGAGCAUGUUGAUGUAGCUACAACGUUUGACAAUCUUGGUAAUGUGUAUUUUGAGAGCAACAAUUUUAACAAAGCCAAAGAGUGUUAUGAAAAAGCGUUGGAAAUUCGAAAUAAAUCUUUAGGUCCUGAUCAUGUUGAUGUAGCUACGACUUUAAACAAUCUUGGUAAUGUGUAUUAUGUGAUCAACAAAUAUGCUAAAGCCAAUGAAUGUUAUGAAAAAGCGCUGGAAAUUCGACAAAAAUCACUAGGUCCUGAACAUGUUGACGUGGCUACGACUUUAAACAUUCUUGGUAAUGUUUAUUAUGAUACCAACAAAUAUGCCAAAGCCAAAGAAUGUUAUGAAAAAGCGUUGGAAAUUAAAAAAAAAUCACUAGGUCCUCAACAUGUUGAUGUAGCUACGACUUUAAACAACCUUGGUAAUAUGUAUUGUUGUACUACAUAUUAUGACAAAGCAAGAGAAUUUCAUGAAAAAGCGUUGGAAAUUCGACAAAAAUCUUUUGGUCCUGAACAUUUUUAUGUAGCUUGGACUUUAAACGAUCUUGGUAAUGUGUAUUAUGAGACCAACAAUUAUGCCAAAGCCAAAGAUUGUUAUGAAAAAGCGUGGGAAAUUUGUCAAAAAUCACCUGGUUCUAAACAUGUCGAUGUAGCUAUGACUUUAAACGAUCUUGGCAAUGUGUAUCGUCGUACUAAAGAAUAUGACAAGUCCAAAGAGUGUUAUGAAAAAGCGUUAGAAAUUGAACAAAAAUCACUUGGUCCUAAACAUGUUGACGUAGCUUCGACUUUACACGAUCUUGGUAAUGUGUAUUAUAAGACCAAACAUGUUGCCAAAGCCAAAGAGUGUUAUAAAAAAGCGAUUGAAAUUGGACAAAAAUCACUGGGUCCUGAACAAUUUGAUGGAGCUAUGACUUUAGAAAAUCUUGGUGAAGUGUACUAUGAGACCAAAAAAUAUGCUAAAGCCAAAGUGUGUUAUGAAAAAGCGUUAGAAAUUCGAAAAAAAUCACUUGGUACUGAACAUGUUGAUGUAGCUACGACUUUAAACGACCUUGGCAAUGUGUAUCGUCGUACUAAAGAAUAUGACAAAGCCAAAGAAUGUUAUGAAAAAGCGCUUGAAAUUCGACAAAAAUCACUUGGUCCAGAACAUGUUGAUGUAGCUACGACUUUAAACGAUCUUAGCAAUGUGUACCAUUUUAUUAAAGAAUAUGACAAAGCAGAAGAAUUUUAUGAAAAAGCGCAGGCAAUUAAAAAAAAAUCCGUUGCUUCGGAUCAUGUUGUUGCUGCUGAAUCUUUGAGCAGUUUUGAAAUAAAGUCUGAUGAUGCUGCUGAUGGUAAAGACCCUUCAAAUUUACACGUUCAUACGGAGAAAAAAGAAGAAAUAAACAAAAUUCUGCUAAAGUUUGCCGAAGAAAUUCCUGAUAAAUGGAAGAAUUUGGCAAUAUUUCUGAAUGUCAAAGAUGCGAAAAUGAAAAAAAUUGAAUUAAAUCAUCGUAACGUGAUCUGGCAAGGGUUUGAAAUGCUAAAGUUUUGGUUUGAAUCACGAAAAAAUAAGCAGUUGUAGUACGAAGAGCUUGCCGCUGCUUUUCGUAAUAUCGAGAAAAAUAAUUUGGCUGAAGACGUUCUUCAUAAAGGUGCAAAUAUUGCUAAAUAUUGUUAAACUGAAAUUCAAAGGUCAUUUGUCCAUUUUUUACAAUCGCCAUUUUCAUGUAAAACUCAGAAGCCAACAUUGGAUUGGUUAUAUUGUUUUACACUGUAAUAAUAUACAUGAAAAAAUUCUCAGUUCUUAUUGGUUGAUUAAAAGCAGUGCAAUUUAUUGUAAAUACUAGUGGAAAAAAAUAAGAAACACAGUGCAGAAAAAAGGAAAUACAGUGCAAUUUUUUUAAAAAAAAUUUGCUCCUGAUUGGUUAAUCAAAGAAAGAAGUGAUCUAAGAGCCAAUCAAAUAAAACAUUUCAAAGGCGUAAAAGUUGAAUUAAAGUAAGCAAAGCAAAUGCAAUGGCUGGCACAAGCUUAAGUAAAUUUUUUUUGGUGAACGAGCUUACAAUUCACCGUUUGCAUGGCGUGUUUGGAAAAAAUAUGAAUACUGGCAAUAUUAGUUACCUUGUUCUAGCUGCGUGUGUGAAAGCUAUGGUGUUACGAAAAGUAAUAUCCAAUGAAAUUGUAAUAUACGAGCCAACAAGAAUUGAGAAAUUUUUUCAUGUAUAUUAAGCCUUAAUAACUGAGCUCGUGGUCUUUAUGGACGGACCGAGGUCCUUUUGCACUAACCAAGCCCGUAGUAAAGUAAAGAUCGUGAAAGUGAGGUUAUUAAAAUGUUUAUUAUAUACGGCAUUAUUUGACCUGAAACAAAGCUGGAUUUCUUUCUCGUCCUGGCUGUUUUGUAAGGGUUGGCUUUCAUCUUUCUAUUUUUUGUCAGUAAAAAUGAAUCAUUUUUAGUUUUGUAUCGUCAGCAUAAUCAAAUUCUUUUCUGAGAGUUUUUCCUUUUACUCACAUUCGUAAAUAGUUUUUGUUUCGUUUUUUUCGUUUUGCUUUUUUUCAAGGACAUUUUACAUUUUACUAUAAAAUUACGCAUUUUGGACUGUGCAAUAUUCUUUAUUUUUCUUGAUACGUCUCUGACUCUUUCAGUCAGACUACUACUUAUGUACACGAGUACGGGUUUCUUAUGUUGAUAAGAAUUGGCAUAAAUGUAUAUUAAUUAUGUUUUAUAUCAAUAUAUUACAACCCUCUUUUUUAAAACUGCUAUCCUUGUAUUUUUCAGUCUGAUUUUUCUAUUAAUUUCUUUCUAGUUUAAAUGAACGAUUAACUAACUAUUCCCUAUGUAAUGUAACUAAUGUUCUGAUUUUAUAAAUGUUUAUAUUAAAGGUUAAACAUAGUC
This is a messenger RNA of Xenia sp. Carnegie-2017, 3136 nucleotides long. RefSeq names its product nephrocystin-3-like. Gene Ontology annotation, molecular function: protein binding. Gene Ontology annotation, cellular component: kinesin complex. The transcript is spliced from 4 exons. Gene Ontology annotation, biological process: signal transduction. NCBI's taxonomy places the organism in Eukaryota, Metazoa, Cnidaria, Anthozoa, Malacalcyonacea, Xeniidae. The record is from RefSeq and is a predicted model, not a curated record. The coding region runs from base 106 to 1827 and encodes 573 amino acids.